This is a messenger RNA of Cornus florida, 723 nucleotides long. Its product is annotated as small ribosomal subunit protein uS12. Gene Ontology annotation, biological process: translation. NCBI's taxonomy places the organism in Eukaryota, Viridiplantae, Streptophyta, Magnoliopsida, Cornales, Cornaceae. Gene Ontology annotation, cellular component: cytosolic small ribosomal subunit; ribosome. Gene Ontology annotation, molecular function: structural constituent of ribosome. Bases 116 to 544 code for a protein of 142 amino acids. The record is from RefSeq and is a predicted model, not a curated record. The transcript is spliced from 4 exons.
AUACACCACUCCAUGUUUGGUACUAAUACUACUAUUAGGGUUCGACUCGGUGGCUGCUGCCUCGUCAUCUUCGAGCUCUCAAACCUAGUUUCGGUCGAGAAAUUUCUCAGUCGCCAUGGGGAAAACACGUGGAAUGGGAGCUGGUCGCAAGCUGAAGUCCCACCGUAGAAGGCAAAGGUGGGCUGACAAGGCAUAUAAGAAGUCACACCUUGGCAAUGAAUGGAAAAAGCCAUUUGCUGGGUCUUCCCAUGCAAAGGGCAUUGUACUUGAGAAGAUAGGUAUCGAGGCUAAACAGCCCAACUCUGCUAUCAGGAAAUGUGCUAGGGUUCAACUGAUUAAGAAUGGGAAGAAGAUUGCUGCUUUUGUCCCCAAUGACGGUUGUUUAAACUACAUAGAAGAGAACGAUGAGGUGUUGAUUGCUGGAUUUGGACGUAAGGGGCAUGCUGUCGGAGAUAUUCCUGGUGUAAGAUUCAAGGUUGUCAAGGUAUCUGGUGUCUCUCUUCUUGCUCUAUUUAAAGAGAAAAAGGAGAAGCCAAGGUCUUAGUUCCAUGGAAGGAGCUCAUUUUCUCAUUUAGUCUUUAUGGUUUCGGCAAAGUAUUUGGAUGUGGACUCUUUAUUGCUUGAGUGGGUUUAUAGAACUAUUAAUUCCCAAAUUUUCUAGUUAUUGUAUUGCAAUUCGCACAAUCAAUUUUGAAUUAAGAUUAUCUUCUCAACCUUUUCAAA